GGGUCCCCGCGGCCCUUUAACAACCCGACAGGUGCAGCCCGGCGCCACCUCUGGUUGGCUGGUGCGGCAUGACGCAAUGGUACAUGGCUCGCCACCAUUGGCUGCGGCGUGGGCUCCGCCCUCCGCGCUGUGGGGGCCGGCGGAGGUUGCACGUCUUACGCAGGCGGCGGAGGAGGUGGCGCUGAGGAGGCAGCCGUCUGCGCCUGCGGCAGGCUGGGUGCGUCGUCCCUUCCUCCCCCACAAUCUACACGGAUCUGGAUCCUCCCCUGCCGGCUCGUGGAUCCUCCCCUGCGGGCCCUGAACCUGACUGACCCCUUCUCUUCCCAUCCAGAUCUGGGCUCCUCCACACAAAUCUUUCAUCCAGCUCCUUCUCCCCCACUACUUGGAAUCUGACCCAUUCUACCUAAUUCCACGGAUCCUGCCCCUAAUAAACCUACAUUCAGACCCUAAAACAAUGGGCUGACUUUUGCCUCCUUGCCAAGGGUGCAGGCUACCUCCUUAACGGUCCCCAGCCUGGGAAAAGAUGGCCCCGAGACCCCCAAGGGGCCUGGUCCCGGCUCUAGUCUGGGGCCUGAGCCUCUUCUUCAGCCUCCCAGGCCCAGUUUGGCUCCAGCCCUCUCCGCCUCCCCAGUCUUCGCCCCCAACCGAGCCCCAUCCGUGUCAUACGUGUCGGGGACUGGUCGACAGCUUCAACAAGGGCCUGGAGAGAACCAUCCGGGACAACUUUGGAGGUGGAAAUACUGCCUGGGAAGAAGAGAAGUUGUCCAAAUACAAAGACAGUGAGACCCGCCUGGUAGAGGUGCUUGAGAACGUGUGCAGCAAGUCGGACUUCGAGUGCCAUCGCCUGUUGGAGCUGAGCGAGGAGCUGGUGGAGAGUUGGUGGUUUCACAAGCAGCAGGAAGCCCCAGACCUCUUCCAAUGGCUCUGCUCAGAUUCCCUGAAGCUCUGCUGCCCCUCAGGCACCUUCGGACCCUCCUGCCUUCCCUGUCCUGGGGGUACAGAGAAGCCCUGCGGUGGCUACGGGCGUUGUGAAGGGGAAGGGACUCGAGGGGGCAGCGGGCACUGUGACUGCCAAGCCGGCUAUGGGGGUGAGGCCUGUGGCCAGUGCAGCCUCGGCUACUUUGAGGUGGAGCGCAACGCCAGCCAUCUGGUAUGUUCGGCUUGCUUUGGCCCCUGUGCCCGCUGCUCAGGACCUGAGGAAUCAAACUGUUUACAGUGCAAGAGGGGCUGGGCCCUGCAUCACCUCAAGUGUGUAGAUAUCGAUGAGUGUGGCACAGAGCGAGCCAACUGUGGAGCUGACCAAUUCUGCGUGAACACGGAGGGCUCCUAUGAGUGCCGAGACUGUGCCAAGGCCUGCCUGGGCUGCAUGGGGGCCGGGCCAGGCCGCUGUAAGAAGUGUAGCCCUGGCUACCAGCAGGUGGGCUCCAAGUGUCUCGAUGUGGACGAGUGUGAGACAGAGGUGUGUCCAGGAGAGAACGAGCAAUGUGAGAACACCGAGGGCAGUUACCGUUGUGUCUGUGCUGAGGGCUACAAACAGAUUGAGGGCGUCUGUGUGCAGGAGCAGAUCCCAGAGUCAGCGGGCUUUUUCUCAGAGAUGACAGAGGAUGAGCUGGUGGUGCUGCAGCAGAUGUUCUUCGGUGUCAUCAUCUGUGCACUGGCCACCCUGGCUGCCAAGGGUGAUUUGGUCUUUACCGCCAUCUUCAUUGGGGCUGUGGCGGCCAUGACUGGCUACUGGUUGUCAGAGCGUAGUGACCGUGUACUGGAAGGCUUCAUCAAGGGCAGAUAAUCUCGGCCAUACCUGCAGGAUCUCCUCCCACCAGGCUGCCUCCAAAAGUCAGGCCUCUCUCCUGCCUGGACACUCAAGGCGGCUUGCUUUAUUUUUUGAGAGUGGGCUAAGUACCCCCUACCCACCUACGGAGCAGCCUAGGCACCCAGACCUGGGCAGGUGAGGCCCCUGGGAUGCAGAAGGAGCCCUAAAAAUGGAUGCCAUAGGAUCUUGGCCUUGGGGAGACUGGGCAGGUUUCAUAAUGUGUGUGGAUUUUAAGUGUCUCCUUGUGGUGGCUGCUAGUGAGCUUUGGCCCCUGUCCAGGAUGAGGGGGGUGGGUUCCUGCAGGGGUGGGUCCAUCAUAGCCUCCUCCUGCCAGCUGCAUGCUGCCAGCUACUGUUCCGUAUUCACCUCCCCCACCCCUCAGCCACUGAUUUAUUUAUUCAUCUCAGGAAAUAAAGAAAGGUCUUGGAAAACGGAGAAGCUUCAGUUGUACUGCCUGCCCUCCCACUCCCAUGGUUGGCCUAAGCCAGUGGUCGGCAAACGGCGGCUCGCGA
Molecule: messenger RNA, 2322 nt
Organism: Eptesicus fuscus (big brown bat)
Lineage: Eukaryota; Metazoa; Chordata; Mammalia; Chiroptera; Vespertilionidae
Gene: CRELD1
Product: cysteine rich with EGF like domains 1
Exons: 11
Coding region: 524-1786 (420 amino acids)
Molecular function (GO): calcium ion binding
Source: RefSeq, a predicted model, not a curated record